AGGGCGGGGCGGGCGCGCUGUGGGGAUCCCGGGGCUGGCGAGGGUCCCUGACUAGGCUCCGCGCGGCGACAUGGACCGGAUGGCCAGCUCCAUGAAGCAGGUGCCCAACCCGCUGCCCAAGGUGCUGAGCCGGCGCGGGGUCGGCACGGGGCUGGAGGCGGCGGAGCGCGAGAGCUUCGAGCGGACUCAGACUGUCAGCAUCAAUAAGGCCAUUAAUACGCAGGAAGUGGCUGUGAAGGAAAAACACGCCAGAACGUGCAUCCUGGGAACCCACCACGAGAAAGGGGCUCAGACCUUCUGGUCUGUCGUCAACCGACUGCCUCUGUCCAGCAACGCGGUGCUCUGCUGGAAGUUCUGCCACGUGUUCCACAAACUCCUCCGAGACGGACAUCCGAAUGUCCUGAAGGACUCUCUGAGAUACAGGAAUGACUUGAGUGACAUGAGCAGGAUGUGGGGUCACCUGAGUGAGGGGUAUGGGCAGCUUUGCAGCAUCUACCUCAAACUGCUGAGAACGAAGAUGGAGUACCACACCAAAAACCCCAGGUUCCCGGGCAACCUUCAGAUGAGUGACCGACAGCUGGACGAGGCUGGAGAAAGUGAUGUUAACAACUUUUUCCAGUUAACAGUGGAGAUGUUUGACUACCUGGAAUGUGAACUAAACCUCUUCCAAACUGUGUUCAACUCUUUGGACAUGUCACGCUCUGUGUCGGUGACGACAGCUGGGCAGUGCCGCCUCGCCCCACUGAUCCAGGUCAUAUUGGACUGCAGCCACCUCUACGACUACACUGUCAAGCUUCUCUUCAAACUCCACUCCUGCCUCCCAGCUGACACCUUGCAAGGCCACCGGGACCGCUUCAUGGAGCAGUUCACAAAGUUGAAAGAUCUGUUCUACCGCUCCAGCAACCUCCAGUACUUCAAGCGGCUCAUUCAGAUCCCUCAGCUGCCCGAAAACCCACCCAACUUCCUGCGAGCCUCAGCCCUGUCAGAACACAUCAGCCCUGUGGUGGUGAUCCCAGUGGAAGCCUCGUCCCCUGACAGCGAGCCCGUCUUGGAGAAGGAUGACCUUAUGGACAUGGACCCCUCCCAGCAGAAUGUAUUUGACAACAAGUUUGAUGACAUCUUUGGCAGCUCAUUCAGCAGCGACCCCUUCAAUUUCAACAGUCAGAACGGCGUCAACAGGGAUGAGAAGGACCACUUAAUUGAGCGGCUGUACAGAGAGAUCAGUGUGCUGAAGGCACAGCUGGACAACGUAAAGACUGAGCACCCCACCCCACGGCAGCGGGCGACUGGCCUCGUGACCCGAGUCCCCCCGCAGGGCCAGCGGGCCGUGCUGCAGCUGAAGGGCCGCAUCAGCGAGCUGGAAGCCGAGCUGGCGGAGCAGCGGCACCUGCGGCAGCAGGCGGCCGACGAGUGCGAGUUCCUCCGGGCAGAGCUGGACGAGCUGCGGCGGCAGCGGGAGGACACCGAGAAGGCUCAGCGGAGCCUGACCGAGAUAGAGAGGAAGGCGCAGGCCAACGAGCAGCGCUACAGCAAGCUGAAGGAGAAGUACAGCGAGCUGGUGCAGAACCACGCCGACCUGCUGCGGAAGAAUGCAGAGGUGACCAAACAGAUGUCUGUGGCCAGACAAGCCCAGGUAGAUUUGGAACGAGAGAAGAAAGAACUGGAGGAUACCUUGGAGCGCAUCAGUGACCAGGGUCAGCGGAAGACUCAAGAGCAGCUAGAAGUUCUAGAGAGCUUGAAGCAAGAACUUGCCACCAGCAAACUAGAGCUGCAGGUCCUCCAGAGCAACCUGGAAACUUCUGCCCAGUCAGAAGCAAAAUGGGUGGCCCAGGUCACCGACCUCGAGAAGGAGCGGGCCAGCCUCGUUAGUUCUGUGGCUUCUCGAGAGAAGGAACUGUCCGCCCUUAAGGAACAGCUGGAACACGCCCAACUCAAACUGGCCAGCUCGCAGGAAUCCAUGUGCCAGCUUAAGAAAGACCAACGAAAAAUGCUUCUGGUGGAGUCGAGGAAGUCUGCGGAGCAGGUGAUACAAGAGGCCCUGAGCCAGCUCGAAGAACCCGCGCUGGUCAGCUGUGCUGGGUCUGCAGAUCACCUUCUCUCCACGGUCAAGUCUGUUUCCAGCUGCAUUGAUCAACUGGAAAAAAGCUGGAGUCAGUAUCUGGCCUGCCCGGAAGAUAUCGGUGGACUUCUCCAUUCAAUAAUCCUGCUUGCCCAUUUGACCAGUGAUACCAUUGCUCACGGUAGCACCACCAGCCUUAGAAGCCCGCCGGAGCCUGCCGACUCUCUGACAGAGGCCUGUAAGGAGUAUGGCAGGGAGACCCUCAUCUACCUGGCCGCCCUGGAGGAAGAGGGAACCGCUGAGAAUGCUGAUAGCACAGCCAUGAGGAACUGCCUGAGCAGGAUCAAGGCCAUUGGCGAGGAGCUCCUGCCCAGGGGCCUGGACAUCAAACAGGAGGAGUUGGGAGACCUGGUGGACAAGGAGAUGGCGGCCACUUCAGCUGCCAUUGAAACCGCCACGGCCAGGAUAGAGGAAAUGCUCAGCAAGUCGCGAGCAGGAGACACAGGAGUCAAACUGGAGGUGAAUGAAAGGAUCCUUGGUUCCUGUACCAGCCUCAUGCAAGCUAUUCAGGUACUGAUCGUGGCCUCCAAGGACCUCCAGAGAGAGAUCGUGGAGAGCGGCAGGGGUACAGCAUCCCCUAAAGAGUUUUACGCCAAGAACUCUCGAUGGACAGAAGGACUCAUCUCAGCCUCCAAAGCUGUGGGCUGGGGAGCCACCGUCAUGGUGGACGCAGCUGAUCUGGUGGUCCAAGGCAGAGGGAAGUUUGAGGAGCUAAUGGUGUGUUCACAUGAAAUUGCUGCUAGCACAGCCCAGCUCGUGGCUGCAUCCAAGGUGAAAGCCGAUAAGGACAGCCCCAACCUAGCCCAGCUGCAGCAGGCCUCUCGGGGAGUGAACCAGGCCACUGCUGGGGUUGUGGCCUCAACCAUUUCCGGCAAAUCACAGAUCGAGGAGACAGACAAUAUGGACUUCUCGGGCAUGACGCUGACCCAGAUCAAACGCCAAGAGAUGGAUUCCCAGGUUAGGGUGCUGGAGCUAGAAAAUGAAUUGCAGAAGGAGCGUCAGAAACUGGGAGAGCUUCGGAAAAAGCACUACGAGCUUGCUGGCGUUGCUGAGGGCUGGGAAGAAGGAACAGAAGCAUCUCCACCUGCACUGCAAGAAGCGCCACAGACCAAAUCGGUGGAAGUCCCCGUGGCAGCCGCGCCACUCCUGUUGCCCAGUGCUGAGGACCUGCAUGACCCUUCCAAAGACUCCCUCCACAGUGACACCCUUCCUGUGUGAACCCACGGUCUCUGUUCUUUCCCCGCCUCCCUAGUGUCCAGGCCGCCCAUGAACAACCUCAGGUCCAAAGAGGAAGGGGUCAGGCCAUGCACCAGAGCGACUUCCAUCCAGGCCUGCCUCCUUUUGCCCCCCACAACAAUCGGUGUCCUUAUUAGAGGGGCUUCUUGGUGUUGUUGAGCGUGGAGAGGGAAGAUCUUAUGCAUUUUUUUUUUUUUUUCUGUUUUCUUCUCAGUCUGUUCAGUUUCAUCAUUUGCACAGACUUGUGAGCAUCAGAGGGCUGGUGGAUUCCAAACCAGGACACUACCCUGAAUCCGCACAGUCAGAAGAACAGCGGGGUGUCCUGGCUGAGAAUGCCAGCGCCGUUCUACCCCUCUUUGGGCAGUUCCGUGGAUUCCCACUGCUUCUUCGGGUGGUUGGUUGGGGUUUUUUGGUUUGGAUUUUUUUUUUUUUUAAAGUUUCACUCACAUAGCCAACUCUCCCAAAGGGCACAUCCCUGGAGCUCUGAGUUCCCUGGGGCCUCACCCCACGGCAGUUCCAGCAACGGUGCUGCUCAGGCUUCGCCUUGGUGCUCCACCUCCGCCUCCUGCUGAGCGAGGGCCGGUGACCGAGGCCACGCUCCAGCGUCAGGCAGAGCUGCUGAGUAACAGCUUGUCCUCAAAAGGCAGAAGCAGAGCGAGUGCCUUUCCUCCCUCCAGCUGGACUCCAGCUGGAAGCCUCUGUCCCCCUUCACAAGUGAGAGGGCAACAGAAGGAGGGACAGGAGGGGUACACAUGGCCCAAGGGGACACCUUUCUUAGGAAUUCCCGUGACCAGGCUCAAAAACCUUAACUCACACUUGAACCAAGCUGGUGAGAGUAACAACACUACUUCCCCCGAAUGAAUUGUCCAUGUCAUGGCAAGUGGGCCACCUCCCUUCAUUCCCAGGCAGGGCCCUAAGAGGAGCGUGGGAGGAUUCCCAGCUCCUUUCUCCAGACGUCUGCCUUGGCAUUCCCUUGAAUCUGAAGAAGAUUGUUCCAUGUUCUACCCGGUUGACAGACCCGGAAGAUCAGACACGCUUGCUCCCAUCAGGAAAGAGCCCUGUGCUGGGUUUGGUACCCUUAGUAUUUAUUACCAACCUCCUUUAACCGGCGACAGCCUGCAGAAAGAUGCUUGUGACUGGCAAGGCUUGUAUCGCUGCCCUGCGGCAUCAGCCUUCAAGAAGUUAGAAGCGAGGCCAAGGUGCCAUCCCUGGAUUGUCCCUGGCGUGGAUCCCAAAGCAGCAGGUCCCUCCGAGCUUUUGGGGUCAGGGAAACGAGAAAGGGGAGCCUCUGGCUCUGACGCCUUCCAGCCACACCUUCCAGGCUCUUGCUGCCCGACAGAUAGACAGGAUGAGGACAGAGGGCACAUGAACAGCCUCCUAGAGACGGGCAGCCUGCCAGCACUUUUCCACUCCCAGAUGGACCCCAGCAUCUAAGUGACCUUCUGAUCUUGGAAAAACAACGUCUUCCUUCUUUAUCUCUAGCAACUCAGUAGUAGUAGCCAACAAGCACUUCCCAGGACUGGUCCCAAAGGAACAUUGCUAAGUUUUGCUACGUGACGGGUUGUGAGACUGCUGUUUGAUCACUGUGAAUCAGCCCCCCUCUUUCUACCCCACCCCACCCCAGCGCCCUUUCUGUGCAUUUUCUAAGUGGGGCACUCCAAAAAACAGUCUCCCAGGAUCUCAGAUGACCAUACUCAGAUGUGUGACCUCCAUAUUGGGCCAAGGAGGUAUCGGCAGUAGGAACUGGGCAGUCUUAAGUUCAGUGCUGCUUUGUGCGUGGUGUUCUUCCAACCCAAGGUUCAGAAGGAGUGCUGCGUGGCAUCCCUGUCCCAGUUGUGCCAGUUAAGCCAAUCAGUAUGUUCUCAGUGUGGGUCGCCAGCUCCAAAAGUGGCUGGGCCUCACUUCCAGGGUCGCAACCAUUCAAACGCAUGUGUUCAGAAUUACCAGUGGAGGGCAAAGUGUAGUGCAUUGGACCAGAUUCAGAUGCUCUGAAUAACACUCCCUCUAAAAAGAAGCCACGGUAAUUUUUAAAACCUUCCUGGACUUAGCCUAAGUAAUAAAACAGUUAAGAUAGCACUUAAACAGGAGCACAGGCUAAUUCAGUGUCACAUGGGGAAAUACCUGUCAGAUGGAGUGUACUUACUUUCAUAAUAGUUCAGAUUAGCAACUGUUCAUUCUCCAGCCAAAGUCAAAUUGUCCUACCUUCGCUCUUCUAAAAACGGAUGUGUCAUACUUGCUGUGAAAUACCUUUGAUUAAAACAGGAAUCACAUCUUAAAGCUAAAAAUGAACUUCACAGCCUUUUAAAUGAGUCACUGAGCAUCCCUAGUGACCGAAGUCUUGGGUUGAGUGUAAAUGGGUUAUGACGAGACAAGAUGACAAGAAAAUAAUGGCUUAGGAUGAAUAAGAGGUCGAUAUUCAGUUGCAACUUAAUUUUGUCAUACAGUGCUCUAAUACCUCUAGAGUAAGGAUAUUUGUAUACAUAAUAAGGGAAAAAAUAGAAGAAAAGACUUUCCUUUGUGGAGUUAUUUUAUAUCUGAGCAAGGAGUUUAAAUUAGGCUAUAAUUCAGAUUGUUUGCCAAUCCUGCUGCCAUCGGCAGUGUCCCUAGGAGCCCACCUGAAUAUGAGUGCUUAACCCAGUGGCUGGAAGAACCAAACACUGCCCAGAGCAUCCUUUCUUGGAAUUGUUUUCGGCUCCAAGUCAGACACCAAGGUUUAUACCAGGUAGCGCAGGGAUCACAGAUACAUGUCAUUUUGGUCAGGUUAGUUUGCUUUGGCCUCUCGCCCCUGAGAAGGAGCUGGUUCUCAGCUUGCACCGGGGAAGUUCUCAUUUCUUUGUCAGCUUCUUAGUCUAGAGGGGUCUGCUGGCUCCACUUCACUCUGGUCUUUAAAAACUGGGAAAUGUCUUGCUACCUUCUACCACCUUUUCAAAUCUCUGGAAAUCCUUCCUGCCAAUGAAAGCCUUCAGUCCCAACCUUGGCCUUCCAAGCAGACCGGCUUUGCCCUCUCUCUGCCAUCCUUGGUCCUCCAGAGACUGUACCACCUAUAGCAGAGAAAACCACCAUCAUGGGCCUGCCAGCCUUCAACACAGCAAACCAGGCCAACUACGAGUGCUCAAUUUCUUCUUCUCCCAGGUCCACACCAAAUACAGGAUCAGCAACACACAGCCGUGGCGCCGCCUCACCCCAGGAGCCAAAGCGAGGUGAAACAAUUGGUUAGAUGCUGUUGGGUCCGAUUCUGAGAGUAGAUUUUUCCAGACAUGUCUUUCAGGUGACCCUCAACUACCUCGGGUUUGAAGGCCCUAAAUUAAGCUGAUUACCACUCAUAGGGACAAACCGAGGGGGUUUCGGUUAAAUCUUGGUGAUAAUGCAAUUGUCUCAAACUUAGAACAAACUCUUUCACAUUUAGAUUUGCAGGGAUAGGGUUGGGUUUAUUUUUCCUUUCUUCUGUUUUUAACCUGUCCCCCAAUUUUUCAUUAGGAUAGUUCCUAUCAAUGAAUUUCAUUUUUCACUGAGUGCCUACCUUCCCAGGGCAGGUAGCCACAGGCUUUUGUUUCCUUCCAACAAUACUUUUAUUAUGGUAUUAAGACCUUUCUUUGUAUAAUACAUUGCAUCUGUGUUUUCAGUUUUUCAAAUAAAUAUUUCAGCCUGGCAA
Molecule: messenger RNA, 7007 nt
Organism: Lemur catta (Ring-tailed lemur)
Lineage: Eukaryota; Metazoa; Chordata; Mammalia; Primates; Lemuridae
Gene: HIP1
Product: huntingtin interacting protein 1
Exons: 32
Coding region: 71-3337 (1088 amino acids)
Biological process (GO): clathrin coat assembly; actin filament organization; endocytosis
Cellular component (GO): extrinsic component of postsynaptic membrane; clathrin-coated vesicle; actin cortical patch
Molecular function (GO): actin filament binding; clathrin-cargo adaptor activity; phosphatidylinositol-3,5-bisphosphate binding
Source: RefSeq, a predicted model, not a curated record